Molecule: messenger RNA, 1278 nt
Organism: Penicillium expansum
Lineage: Eukaryota; Fungi; Ascomycota; Eurotiomycetes; Eurotiales; Aspergillaceae
Product: M20 family metallo-hydrolase
Exons: 4
Coding region: 1-1278 (425 amino acids)
Molecular function (GO): hydrolase activity, acting on carbon-nitrogen (but not peptide) bonds, in linear amidines
Source: RefSeq, a predicted model, not a curated record
AUGCAGUCCGUCCAACCGUCCGCCUGGGCUUCAGUUCAGCAUUCUUCUAAAUGGGGACAACUAGAACAAGACAGCUAUGUUGGUCUUUGUCGUGAAUCUCUAACUGAUUCGGAUCGUGACGUGCGGGACUGGUUCGUCUCGGAGGCAAAGACCUUAGGAUGCGAGGUGAAAGUGGAUGAGAUGGGCAACAUCUUUGCCAUUUUACAAGGUCAAAAUAAUACCAUUGCCCCUAUUGGAAUGGGCAGUCACUUGGAUACACAGCCAGCCGGAGGACGAUUUGAUGGAGUUCUGGGAGUUGUGGCAGCGCUAGAAGUUCUGCGGACUAUCAAGCACAGCAAAAUUAAAACUUAUGCUCCUUUGGCGGCAAUUGACUGGACCAAUGAAGAGGGAUCCCGUUUUCCCAAGAUGUGUACCGGGUCCGGUGUGUGGUCAGAGGCCGAACUCAUCUCGGAAGCUCAUGAUCUAGCAGAUCUGAGCGAUUCGAGUGUGACCAUGGCUAGUGAGCUGCGAAGAAUUAACUACCUAGGUACCACACCCUGCUCUUACCAAAAGAACCCGUUAUCUGCUCAUUUUGAGCUUCACAUCGAGCAAGGGAGCAAACUCGAGCAGCAGGGUCAGAAGCUGGCCGUUGUCAAGGGCGUACAAGGCAUGCGUUGGUACCAGAUUCGAUGCAAGGGUCGUGAGGCUCAUGCGGGUGCUAUGCCCAUGGCCAGUCGAGCAGACGCUCUUGUAGCAUUGGCCAAAUUUGCAGUCAAAGUGGAGGAAUUGUCUUUGCGCAAGUCCGCAUUUGGGACAGGGGGAGUGUUCAAAACCGGGACUAGCAGCCCUAACACGGUUCCUGGAAGCGCAUUCUGCACAUUGGACCUGCGUCACUUGAGUGAAGAGGUUUUGGACAAAAUUGAGGGUGACCUACGCUCAUACUUACAGAAAGUGGAAAGCGACCGAGAGGGGCUCAGCAUUGAAAUGGAACAAACCUGGGGGAAAAAGGGCGUGGAGUUUGAUCCUGUGACAUUGAGGUGUGUGCGGGACGCCCUAAAGAAUGUCGCUGGCCAAUCUAUGGUGGAUGAAUUUGAAAGUUGUGCUGGUCAUGACAGCGCAGAGACGGCAAAGGUGACGCCAACAGCUAUGAUAUUUACCCCUUCCAAGGAUGGCAUCAGCCACAACCCGUCAGAGUUCACCUCUGAAGAAGACUGUGACCUUGGAGCUAAAGCACUGAUGCAGGCAGUCUUGCUAUAUGAUGCUCAUUUGCGCCAACAAGACGAAGAAAUUUCUGCGUGA